Messenger RNA from Anoplophora glabripennis (Asian longhorned beetle), 1022 nucleotides. It is a transcript of the gene Cpr100A, whose product is annotated as DNA translocase FtsK. Gene Ontology annotation, molecular function: structural constituent of chitin-based larval cuticle. Lineage: Eukaryota; Metazoa; Arthropoda; Insecta; Coleoptera; Cerambycidae. Gene Ontology annotation, cellular component: chitin-based extracellular matrix. The record is from RefSeq and is a predicted model, not a curated record. The coding region runs from base 85 to 705 and encodes 206 amino acids. The transcript is spliced from 2 exons.
GCGAGGUAUAAAAUUAAAAUGAGAGCUUAGGGGGGCAGUAGUGUCAGUUUGCCUCUUUGGUAGACCUCAACACCGCCGUACACCAUGUUGAGAUUAGCCGUGUUGUCAGUUUUGCUUGUGGUCGUCUUCGGUCAAGGAUACCAUGGAGAUUCUAGGACCGCAGCUAUAUUAGCUGAAGAUAGAUAUCUCGGUGGUGAUGGCAGAUUCGGGGCACAGUAUCAGCAAGAAGAUGGAGUCAACUUCAAGGAAGAAAGUUCACCUGAUGGAACUCGUCGUGGCACAUAUUCCUAUGUUGAUCCCAACGGUCAAAGGCACACCGUGAGCUACACUGCCGGUAAACAUGGAUUCAUGGCUGUCGGAGAUGGAAUUCCUCAAGCCCUGCCAACCACCUUACCUGUAGCCCCACAACCAAACUACACUCCAUUGCCCCAAUACAAUCCACCUCCACAAAACGACUACAGGCCCGAGUACAGACCUCCUCCACAACAGUACCAACCUCAACAACAGUACCAGCCUCAACCUCAACCUCAACCCCAGUACCAGCCUCAACCCCAGUACCAACCCCAGCCUCAGUACCAACCCCAGCAACAAUAUAGGCCCAAUUAUGAGACCACCACCCCUGCCCCACACAGGUUUUAUCCUCCAGGAAAACUAUCCCUGAACAGAUCCCCUGACGGUUUCAGCUACAGUUUCAAAAAAUCAUAAAUUAAUUUAGAAAUCAAUUAAAUUUUUUAGUGUAUAUAGAACAAUUUCCUACUUAGGAUCUCUAGUGAUAUAUUUAUAAAACUAAAUACUCAUGUUCUCUUCCAAAAAUAGUGCCUUCACAGAUAUUUCAUUAUUAAAAAUAUAAAGCAACUGUUGCUCCCUUUCCUAUGUUCUAUGUUUACACGUUUGUUAUGUAUUUGUUCGAUACACUUCCACAUGUAUUUAUUUUUUGUACUUAUAUGUAAAAUUUAAAAAAGAGACAAGUACUGAAAAGUAAUAACAGACUGAUAAGUACUUUAAUAAAAAUAGUAAAGAUA